Messenger RNA from Acipenser ruthenus (sterlet), 5177 nucleotides. RefSeq names its product atrial natriuretic peptide-converting enzyme-like. Gene Ontology annotation, cellular component: membrane. The record is from RefSeq and is a predicted model, not a curated record. The transcript is spliced from 22 exons. Bases 234 to 3527 code for a protein of 1097 amino acids. Gene Ontology annotation, molecular function: protein binding; serine-type endopeptidase activity. Gene Ontology annotation, biological process: acrosome reaction; peptide hormone processing; regulation of blood pressure. NCBI's taxonomy places the organism in Eukaryota, Metazoa, Chordata, Actinopteri, Acipenseriformes, Acipenseridae.
GGUCGAGAGAAACAGUCGAGGGAAGGACGCUCUGGGUCCUAGCACCCUAAUUAAGAGAAGGAAGGAACAACUCAAAUGACACAUUUAGUGACCUACAUUUUAAGCUUCAAUUACAAAAAAUGUUAAAAGGUAGAAUUAAAAAAGAAGACGACAGUAGCCAAUCCAUAUGCAUUUUUAUUUUUUUUAAACAACCUUCGGACACUGUGGAGAAUUGAAAAGCUCCGGUUAUACAGAUGCAAGUGUCCGGGACAGAUGAAGACAAUAUGGGGGAUGCUUGUUCUCAGAAACUGGGAUCUGCAAAGUACCUCAGGCUCCUGCUGUUUAUUUUGAUUCCAUGUAUUUGUGCUCUCAUCUGUUUACUGGUUAUCUUUUUGGCUUUUGUAGGUGUAGUAGGAAAAGGCUUCUUUGAGUCGAGUGAGAAUGACCUUCUGUCCAGCAGUGACCGUGCCCAAACAUCACACAUUCCUAUCACAAACAUUUUUGAAAGCUCCCCAUUGGAGACGACUCCAAACACUGAGCUGGGCACCCAGUCUGUGUUCUCAACCACCAGUGAUGACCAGCACCCUACAGUGAUGGAUAAUCUCGUGCCACGCUCAGAAAACAUAACCUUGAGACCCAGUCUUCUAACGAAAGCACCCACUAGGGAGGACUCGAGGCUGCAUAGCACAGAGCAAGACAACAGGCUAUGGUCCAGCACGACAUCUGCUACUCUACCGGACUGGAUGACAUCCCUGACAACGUUUAGUCCUAUUGUACAGGUUACUACGCAAGAGCCAGCAAAGCCAUAUCCAGUAAAUGAUACCUGUACGGAUAUCAGCGUGAAUCAGUGCCAAAUCCUUCCCUACAACCAGACCAGUCUCACAUCCCAACUUUCCAUAGUAAAAGGCAUUGAAGUUGAGGUUUUCCUCAAGUUCUUCAGCUAUCUGAACCGCCUCAACUGUUAUCACCACAUCAUGCUGUUUGGCUGCAACUUAGCACUUCCAGAAUGCAGGAAUGAAGACGGCAAAAGGAGAGUGAUUCUUCCCUGCAUGUGGUUUUGCGAGGCUGCAAAGGAAGGAUGUGAGCCGGUUCUCCACAUGGUGAACGCUUCCUGGCCAGCGUUCCUCAGGUGCUCUCAGUUCAGCAACGACACCAAGGCAGGAAAUGGCAGCCAAACCUGCUUCAGACCCCAGACGGAGAAAGGAAAGUCAUUUAUGUGUGGUGGACAGGAUAGCUUCCCAUGUGCCACGGGCAUCUGUAUCUCCAAGAAGCUGCUGUGUAACGGCUACAAUGACUGUGAUGACUGGAGCGACGAGGCACACUGCAACUGCACUGAGGUCCAGUUUCAGUGUGGCACUGGCAAGUGCCUGAGCCACAGUUUGAUAUGCGAUGGCUAUGAUGACUGUGGGGAUCUGAGCGAUGAGCUCGAUUGUGAGUGUGAUCCAAAGGAGGAGCACAGGUGUGGAGACGGGAGGUGCAUCACCUCAGACUGGGUGUGUGACGGGGACCACGACUGUGUCGACAAGAGCGACGAGGUCAACUGCUCCUGUUCCAGCCAGGGCCUCAUGGAGUGCCGCAAUGGGCAGUGCAUCCCCAGUGCGUUCCGCUGCGAUGGUGAGGAGGACUGCAAGGAUGGCAGUGAUGAGGAGCACUGCAGUACAGAGCAGAAUCAGAGUCUGUGUGCAGCAGGAAACCCUGGCUGCAGGGACAUCUUCUGCCCUGGUGGUUGCAGUGAGAAUAUUGCCUGUCACAACCACAGGAACAGCACAAACUGUAGUCGCUGUGAACCCAUUACUCUAGAGCUGUGCAUGAAUCUGCCCUACAACUUCACCAGCUACCCAAACUACCUGGGCCACCAGACUCAGAAGGAGACAUCUAUCAGCUGGGAGUCGUCCCUCUUCCCAGCCCUGGUCCAGACAAACUGUUACAAAUACCUCAUGUUCUUCGCCUGCACUGUCCUUGUACCAAAGUGUGACCUGGAGACCCACAAGAGAGUGCCACCUUGCAGGUCUUUAUGUAAAGAUUCCAAGGAUCGCUGUGAGUCUGUCCUGGCCAUCGUGGGCCUGCAGUGGCCGGAGGACACAGACUGCACUCAGUUUCCAGAGGAGAGCUCAGGAAAUGACACAUGCCUGAUGCCUGACCAAGACGUUGAGGAGUGCUCACCAAGCCACUUCAAGUGUAAUUCUGGAAGGUGCGUCUUAGCCUCGAGGAGGUGUGAUGGACAAACGGACUGCGAUGAUGACAGUGAUGAGGAAAACUGUGGUUGCACGGAGCGGGGGCUGUGGGAAUGCCCAUCAAACAAAGGGUGCAUCAAACAUACAAUGAUCUGUGAUGGAUUCCCUGACUGCCCGGACCUGGCAGAUGAAAAGAAUUGCUCUUCUUGUAAAGACAAUGAGAAGGUGUGUAACAAUCAUGAAUGUGUACACCGUAGUUUAUGGUGCGAUGGCAUAAAAGACUGUUCUGACAGCUCAGACGAAUGGAACUGUGUGACUCUGUCGAAGACGCCCUCAUCCCUGCUGACCAUCCAUAAGUCUGCCUCAGACUAUCAUGUGUGUGCUGACAACUGGCAAGAGGAGCUGAGCCUGCUGGCCUGCAAGCAGAUGGGUUUAGGGGGUCUGUCCACCACCAGCAUUGUACAAGACCAACACGACCAACCAGGCCGCAGGAAGUGGCUGCACCUGAGCUCUGAUUGGAGACACAAGAAAGGCUCCACCCUCCAAGCACUUCUGGUGAAAGGGCAUGCCUGUUGGAGCCGAAGCAAAGUGUCUCUCCAUUGUGUCAAAGAAGACUGCGGGCGUAGACCUGCAGCUCGAAUGACCAAGAGGAUUCUGGGAGGCAGGACUAGUCGGCCUGGCCGCUGGCCCUGGCAGUGCUCCAUGCAGAGUGAUCCCAGCGGCCACAUCUGCGGCUGCGUCCUCAUUGGCAAGAAGUGGUUGCUGACAGUAGCACACUGCUUUGAGGGCCGGGAAAAUGCUGAUGUUUGGAAAGUGGUGUUCGGUAUCAACAACCUGGACCACCCGUUACCCUUCAUGCAGACCAGGAAGGUGAAGAGAAUUAUCCUGCACCCAAGGUACAGCAGAGCAGUGGUGGAUUACGACAUCAGCAUAGUGGAACUGGACGAGGAGAUUAAUGAGACCAGCUAUGUGAGGCCUGUGUGUCUUCCUAACAAAGACCAGCACGCACAGCCAGAUACAUACUGUUACAUCACAGGAUGGGGCCACAUGGGCAACAGAAUGCCCUUCAAGCUGCAAGAAGGAGAGGUUCGGAUUAUUUCAAUGGAUCAGUGUCAGUCUUACUUUGACAUGAAAACCAUCACAUCUCGCAUGCUAUGUGCAGGAUACGAAUCUGGAACAGUGGAUUCUUGUAUGGGCGACAGCGGUGGGCCCUUGGUUUGUGAAGAAUCUGCAGGGCGAUGGACCUUGUACGGGCUGACAUCCUGGGGAUCAGUUUGCUUUUCCCAAGUCUUGGGACCUGGCGUUUACAGCAACGUGACUCAUUUUGUGGAGUGGAUCGAGAGACAGAUAUAUCUCCACACGUUUCUCCUCUAGUAACCUGUGACACAGUAGAGAUGGGCGGGGCUCUUUACAACAAAUUGAGAAAAGAGCUUUGGCAGCUAGUGGUUGAAAAACUUUUAAGACAAUUCUGGGAAAUCAUGGAGGGAGGAGGUAUACAUACAAGCAACAUGCUCGACUCAUGUGCCUCUAUUCAAGAAUUGUCAGAAGCUUCUAGCAUUUUCUAUAAACUUUUAAUUUCACUGUGCUAUUUUACCAUUCCAUUGGAACUGGUAACUUGGCUUUGAGCCUCUUGGGUAGGGCUGUUUAUAAUGCGGUCAAUUAUUUACAGAGGUUACAUUGGUGUUUUUGAUCAUAAAGUUAAGGGUUGUUUUGUUAUAAUAGAUAACUGUGAACAACGUUUAUAGCAUCUUGUUAUACAAGUAGUAUUUCUGUUUCUAUAUUCUAUUCAAGACUGCACACUGCUUGUUUAACAGUUUGGCAAGUUCUGUCACUAACAUUGCAAAGAAAGUGACCCAGGCUUAUCAUUACUCUAAAGAAAAAAUCAUAAUCUGCUAUUCAGGAUUUUCUUAAACCUCUGCACACUAUCUAAACAUACUAUAGCAAUCAUACUAGGAUUAUCACAGACUUGUUUUAAUAGAAGGGAAGAAAAAUACUAUUGUAUUGAUUUCUUAGUGUGAAACAGGCAUGUAAUGAGAUUAUGUGUAAGAUUCAGCAGGGAUCCAGGAAAGAGACUGCUUCUCAAAAGGCUUGGAGCCAGAAGGCCCAGAUCCCCAUUCCGAAUGUAAAGACUACUGCAAGAUAUUCUCAAGCCUUAUGCAUCUCUGAAUGACUAAAGGAUUAUAUGUAAAAAUAGGAAAGCAACAAACUGGUAAAUAUCUGUAUACGCAAGGCAAAACAGGGUAUGUCCUAUAUUAAAAAAAAAAAAAAAAGUUAACAGAAAAGCCAUCUCUGCAAUACUGAGGACAUGCAGGUUGUCCAAUUUCAUCACAACAGAGAUGCCAUUCAGUAAGGCUUGAAUCAUUAAUCAUAAAAUGUGGACAUAUGCCAUUUUAUCUCAGAUACACAGUAUAUAUAUAUAUAUAAAAAAAAAACACAUUAAAAUCAUUACUAACACACACACAACAAAAUGGGGAUAAUCUGACAUGGUUAUAUAUAUGGUCUCCACCCAGACCUCCCUCCAAAUAUCAUUAAGCUUGACAGACACGCAUCCAUUUGUGAAGUUGUACUUUUACAGUAUAAAUCAAAUCACGACUUUAAAUGUGUCAGGAAUUUGUACUGUUGACUAAAAUACAAUGUUUUCAAUCAAGCUUUUAAACUGAUCUUGGUAGUUUAAAAAUCAAGCUUAACCGAAACUUGCAAAAGUGAAGCAAACAUGAGUUUGUGAUUAUGGAUUAAGGGUUGGGAGUUAUUGCAGAUUGGUCUAUACAGUUAAUUGUAGAAAUAGACACAGCAAACCGAAUUACUUAAUGCCAAAGUCUCUGUCUCGUGUCUUCUCUUACGUCACACAUAAACAUUGUAUAACCCAGCUUUGUACCUUUCUAUUGAAGACACGUCUUCAUUUCUGCUGUAGUGUGGUACUGUAACAUUCCAUGCAAAGAUUACUUAUGUUUGUAAUUUUAUAAAGUAUUUUUAUACUGCUUUUCUAUGUGCACACAUGAAAUAUAAUGUAUCGUGUCUUGACUA